ACUUGAAUGACAAUGAUGUUUCAUAUUUGACAAUCCAAUAAGAAAACGUCAAUCGAGUUACUGAUUUGCUACGGCUUGGAGGUGUAUUUAAUAAAUAACAACAAAAAACAGUUACAUUACAGUAUAAUUUUCGAUUGGGGCUGCGGUCCUGAGCGGUCAUCGACGAUGUUGUUAAUACCGAUAUUUUGCGUUAUCCUCGGCUCGGCCGUCGGUCACAUUGAUAAAGAUGCUCCGCCUCAAUGGAAUCCGGUGUACACAGUGAAGGGAACGCUGAACAUCCCUUAUGCUGAACUUAAAGAACCUUUCUACACUUGGUUCGACAGCCAAGCGGGCAAGUCCAGAAUCGACUACUAUGGCGGUAUGGUCAAGACGUACCAGCUUUCGGCAACUGUGUUCAAACCCUACGGUACUUCUAUCAAGAUCGCGCCAGUCACCACGGAGGAGGUGCUCAACCAGGACACAUGUCUGCAAGUCAACGGCAGCAGCGACAACAGCAUCGCUGUCCAAACCGUGCUGCCUGAUAUGACAGACUUCAAAUAUAUUGGCACAGAAAAUAUGCAAGACUCGGAGACGGCGAAGUGGCAAUUCGUGCAGGUGAUUGGGCAGAAGCUGAACAAGUACACCAUGUGGGUGAAGUACAAGAAGUCGCUGAAGGAACGCGGCGUGUCUGUGCCUAUCCCCGUCAGGUACGAGAUGAAAGGGUACAACUCCCUGCUCGGCUCCCACUACGACCACUACUACAUUGACUAUGUGGACUAUGAUGUAGAGGACAUUGACCCCAACGUGUUCGUCGUUGAUCCCUCGAUGAAAUGCUCGUCGUUCCCCGGUCCGGGAGUCCGCCACUACGCUACCUUCAACCCGAUGAUGGAGUUCGUUCACCCCGCCAAGGACGCACAUGUUAUCAGCGAGUUUGACAGGUUCAAGACCAAGCACGGCAAACAGUACGCCAGCGACGUGGAACAUGAGAAGAGGCUGAAUAUCUUCAGGCAGAACCUCAGACUGAUAUUCUCGCACAACCGUGCGCGUCGUUCGUUCACGAUGGCGGUGAACCACCUCGCCGACCGCACCGACACUGAGCUCGCCGCGCUGCGCGGGCGCAGGUACUCCGGACCCAACCACGGUCUCAUGUUCCCGUACAGCCAAUCUCUAGUAGAGGAGGAGUCGGACAAGUUGCCCAGUGAACACGACUGGAGACUGUUCGGCGCUGUCACUCCGGUUAAAGACCAGUCAGUAUGCGGGUCGUGUUGGUCGUUCGGUACGACGGGCGCGGUGGAGGGCGCGCUGUUCCUCAGCAACGGAGGGAAGCUGGAGAGGCUCUCGCAGCAGGCACUCGUCGACUGCUCCUGGGGCUUCGGAAACAACGGCUGUGACGGCGGCGAGGACUUCAGAGCGUACCAAUGGAUCAUGAAACACGGCCUGCCUACUGAGGAGUCCUAUGGAGACUAUCUUGGACAGGAUGGCUACUGUCACCUGGACAACGUCAGCAUCGCCACCAAGAUCAAGGGAUGGGUGAAUGUCACCAGUAAUGAUGAGAAGGCUCUCAGGCUGGCAAUCUUCAAGCACGGUCCCAUUUCCGUGGCUAUUGAUGCGGCACACAAAUCGUUCAGCUUUUACUCCAACGGCGUUUACUACGAGCCAGCGUGCCACAACAAAAUCGACGAGCUUGACCACGCAGUCCUCGCAGUAGGCUACGGUAUCCUGAAAGGCCAGAAGUACUGGCUGGUCAAGAAUUCCUGGUCCAACAUGUGGGGUAACGAUGGAUACGUACUCAUGUCCACUAAGGACAACAAUUGUGGGGUGCAGACCGCCCCUACUUACGUUUUAAUAUAGGGUAAUACUAGGAGCCGGUCUUACCUUAACAUGUUGAAUUACCCUGUUUGAGAUUUUUAAGACUUUGGUAUUAAUCAUACCCUGUCUAGAUUAAUUUUAUGAUCAAAUCUUGAUCCCAAGUCUCUGGAUUAAUCGUGAGUUUUAGACAGAAAUUGGGUAGUAUCCUCGGUCAAAAAUAAAUUAUUACAACAUUUCAAUAAAAUAAAAUAUUCAAAAAAAAAAUCACACUCUCAUUCAUAAAUUUGAUGAACUACUUAAUUUUCGUUUUUUUCUAGAAAUAAGUCUGCUAUUUGACGUAAAAAUCUAAUGACGUCAUAAUAGAGUAUUUCAUACAAAGUUCAUAGAAAAUAUCGGUUUUUGACGUUUCGAAAAAAGUAUUGAAUUUGACUAGUAGGAAACUAGCCUAUUCUAUAGAACUAAUGUCAAAAUCCAACUUUAUCCAAAGAUUUUAGAUUUAGAAUGGAAAUUAAUUCCGGUUAAGACCGUUGGACUGGGUAGGGUAAGACUUUCUGUAGGGUAAGACCGAUUACAUUAGAUUAAGUUAAUUAUAUUUCAGUUUCGAAGUUAAUAUUUAACAGUUAUUUGUCAAUUGCAAUGUUACUAUAAUUGAGACAUUACAAACGUGCGAACUGUUAUAAGUCUUGUAACGCCUCUGGUGUUUCGGGUGUCCAUGGGCGGCGGCGAUUGCUUACCAUCAAGUGAUACGUCUGCUCGUUUACCGGCUUAUACCAUAAAAGAGUAAUUUUUAUCAGAUCUCUCGCUCACACUUAUGCAAGUUGUGAGGGAUAGUUGCAUUCUUUUGACGUAACAGUUCACUCGUUUGUAGUGGCCUAAAAAUAACUAAAGUUAAAGUUGUUACUAGUAAUAAUUAAAUAAAAUUAAUACCUUUUUUAUAUGUAUAUUCAGUGUAACAUUGAAUUCAAAUUUCUAAUUGCAAUAUUAUAAUAUUAGAAGCAAGAUAUGUAUUGAGGUGUUGAGAAUAGCUAAUAUAUUUUUAUAAUUAUAAUAUAACAAAUAAUUAAUUCUAAUAACAAUGCUUCAUGAAUCUAAUGGAAUCUCUUAUUGUUUAAUAAGAGGUUUGUCCUGAAUUUAAUUAUUUAAUAAUGUUCAUUAAUAUCAAAUCUUUAACAUUUUUUUUAAUGUGAUUUAUUACAUAAAUAAUGUAUUUUUGAAACUCCUACAAAAUAAUGUUUAAUAACAGUUGUAAUAUAUUUUUCUCGCAAUAAGAUUUUAUUCAUAAAUAUAUUCAUGUUAUCUGUUAUAAAGUUAAUGUUCGUUGCCGGUCAAGGAUUCUAUGAUUAACUCGAAUAAAUAUUAUUUUAUAAUCGACUCUCGUUAAUUCAAACAGUUUAUUUAUUUAUUUAGUUAUCACGAGGUUUCUAGAAAACCUCUUUAUUUUUCGAACUAAAUCAAUAUAUUUUUGUACACUUGGUAAUUUGAAUUAAAAAAUCAAAUCCACAUAACCAAACACACUUAAUUUUGAGGUAAAUUUUAAUUUCGGACCAUUUAUUUGUCAAUUUCUAACAUUCGGCAAUUCAAAAUAUUUUUAUAGUAAAACAGUUUCGAAUUAACGAGAGUCGACUGUAUAUAAAAAUAAUUAUAUAGCAAUAUAGACAAAAUAAAUACAUAUCCAAAUAUCUGAAAUAUCUUAAAGUUUCGACCUCAACUUUUGAACCAAAAUAUUAAUCUAUCAAAAAUAUGUUUUUAUAUCUAAAUGCAAUAUUAUAAUACAUAUUAUAUGUUUUUCCAUAAAUAUGCAGGUACAAAAAGAUAGAUUUAUUAUUUAAUUACUAUUUCUAUUAUUUUUAUUCUAAAACAGAUUAAAUAAUUGCUUUGAGUGUUGCCUUGUCUAAAAAUUCUAAGUGAAAUUGUCUAUGUUUUUAAGUGAAAAGGAUUCUCUUUAUUUUGUAAGAUUUAUAAGAAUUUUGUAUCAGGCUGUGUUUGGCUUCGCUCUCUGAUUAUAAGAAAUACAUUUUUUUUAAUAAAA
Spodoptera frugiperda (fall armyworm) is the source of this 3817-nucleotide messenger RNA. RefSeq names its product digestive cysteine proteinase 2 (gene 26-29-p). Gene Ontology annotation, cellular component: lysosome. Gene Ontology annotation, molecular function: cysteine-type endopeptidase activity. The record is from RefSeq and is a predicted model, not a curated record. Gene Ontology annotation, biological process: immune response. The transcript is spliced from 16 exons. NCBI's taxonomy places the organism in Eukaryota, Metazoa, Arthropoda, Insecta, Lepidoptera, Noctuidae. The coding region runs from base 166 to 1830 and encodes 554 amino acids.